This is a messenger RNA of Acomys russatus (golden spiny mouse), 4885 nucleotides long. It is a transcript of the gene Prdm10, whose product is annotated as PR/SET domain 10. The record is from RefSeq and is a predicted model, not a curated record. Gene Ontology annotation, molecular function: protein binding. NCBI's taxonomy places the organism in Eukaryota, Metazoa, Chordata, Mammalia, Rodentia, Muridae. Gene Ontology annotation, cellular component: nucleus. The coding region runs from base 428 to 3949 and encodes 1173 amino acids. The transcript has 22 exons.
UGCCGACUGAAUUAGCGUCCCAGGAUUUUCGUCAUGACUCUUAAAUCUGGGCUUGUCAGUUCGGCCCAGCGUUCCAGGUCUCUAGGAACAGCAUGGGACUUUCAGAGUUUAGCCAAUCACAUAGCGUUGAGAUCAGGUUGCCAGGCAGAUUAUGCUAAUAAGACCCCGCCUUUUAUGCUGCUCCCACUCUGCGGCGGGAAGAACCACCUGGAGGCGGCGGGGGGGUUUGAUUUCCAUCACCCCUAGGGAGAGAGGAUCCGAGACCCGCUGAUCUUCCAGCUCCCCUCACCCAACGUCGUGUGUCCUGCAGAGACCUUCCUGCCAUCCAUGAGCACAUGUUUUCAGGACAUACAAGACAGAUGAGUGUCCUCUGUCCUGGGCUGCUGCUGUAGGUGGCUCAGACUUGGAGCUGUCCAACGAGGAGAAGAUGGAUUCCAAAGAUGAAAGCUCCCAUGUGUGGCCAACAUCUGCGGACCAUGAACAGAAUACUGCACAGGUGCACUUUGUUCCGGAUGCUGGAACUGUGGCUCAGAUUGUAUACACUGAUGACCAAGUCCGUCCACCCCAGCAGGUGGUGUACACAGCAGAUGGUACCUCCUACACGUCCGUAGAUGGUCCAGAGCACACACUGGUGUACAUCCACCCAGUGGAAGCUGCACAGACUCUGUUUACAGAUCCAGCCCAGGUAGCUUAUGUCCAACAGGAUGCCACAACUCAACAGGUGCUGCCUUCCAUUGAGAGUGUGGACGGUUCCGACCCGCUGGCAACUCUACAGAACCCGAUUGCCAGACUAGACACAAAAGAGGAAGAGGAAGAAGAAGAGGAUGAAGAUGAGGAUACAGAGGAAGAGGAGGAAGAAGAUGCUGAAGACACCGAUGUGGAUGACUGGCAGCCUGACCCACCCAGGCCUUUUGACCCCCAUGAUUUGUGGUGUGAGGAGUGUAACAAUGCACAUUCUUCUGUGUGCCCGAAGCACGGCCCUUUGCAUCCCAUCCCUAACCGGCCUGUGCUCACCCGGGCCAGAGCGAGCCUGCCUCUGGUCCUUUACAUAGAUAGGUUUCUUGGUGGUGUGUUCUCCAAAAGGCGGAUUCCCAAGCGCACCCAGUUUGGCCCAGUGGAGGGGCCACUUGUCAGGGGGUCGGAGCUGAAAGACUGCUACAUUCAUCUCAAGGUUUCUCUUGAUAAAGGAGACAGAAAAGACCGGGAUUUGCAUGAAGACCUGUGGUUCGAGCUGUCCGACGAGACCCUUUGUAACUGGAUGAUGUUUGUGCGCCCAGCCCAGAACCACCUGGAGCAGAACCUGGUAGCUUACCAGUAUGGCCACCAUGUGUACUACACGACAAUCAAGAAUGUGGAGCCCAAGCAGGAACUGAAGGUGUGGUAUGCUGCGUCCUACGCCGAGUUUGUGAACCAGAAAGUCCACGACAUAUCCGAAGAGGAAAGGAAAGUUCUUCGAGAGCAAGAGAAGAACUGGCCCUGCUACGAGUGCAAUCGCCGCUUCGUCAGCUCAGAGCAGCUGCAGCAGCACCUCAAUUCUCAUGACGAGAAACUAGAUGUGUUUACCAGAACGAGAGGCAGAGGAAGGGGUCGAGGCAAGAGGAGAUUUGGCCCUGGCAGGCGGCCCGGGCGGCCUCCAAAAUUUAUCCGCUUGGAAAUCACCAGUGAAAAUGGGGAAAAGAGUGACGAUGGGACACAGGACUUGCUGCAUUUCCCCACAAAGGAACAGUUUGAUGAGGCGGAGCCAGCUGCUCUAAAUGGGCUGGAUCAGCCAGAACAAGCGUCCAUCCCAAUCCCACAGCUGCCACAGGAAACCCCAUCUUCUCUGGAGCAGGAACCGGAAACUCACACUUUGCACCUGCAGCCACAGCAAGAAGAGAGCCUAGUGCCUACCCAGACCACUUUGACAGCGGAUGACAUGCGCAGGGCCAAACGCAUCCGAAACGCAGCUCUUCAGCAUCUGUUUAUCCGGAAGUCCUUCCGGCCUUUUAAAUGUCUGCAGUGUGGGAAGGCCUUCCGGGAAAAGGACAAACUGGACCAACACUUGCGCUUCCAUGGGCGGGAGGGGAACUGCCCGUUGACCUGUGACCUCUGUAACAAGGGCUUCAUCAGCAGUGCCUCUCUGGAGAGCCACAUGAAGCUCCAUUCGGACCAGAAGACUUACUCUUGCAUUUUUUGCCCAGAAUCCUUUGACCGCCUUGAUCUGUUGAAAGAUCAUGUGGCCAUUCAUGUCAAUGAUGGCUACUUCACGUGCCCAACUUGUAAGAAACGGUUCCCUGAUUUUAUCCAGGUGAAAAAGCACGUGCGAAGCUUCCACUCUGAGAAGAUCUACCAAUGUACCGAGUGUGACAAGGCCUUCUGCCGCCCUGACAAGCUGAGACUGCACAUGCUCCGGCAUUCCGACCGCAAGGACUUCCUAUGUUCCACCUGCGGGAAGCAGUUUAAGCGAAAAGACAAACUCCGGGAGCACAUGCAGAGGAUGCAUAACCCUGAACGGGAGGCCAAGAAGGCUGACCGCAUCAGCCGCUCCAAGACCUUCAAGCCGCGCAUCACAUCCACAGACUACGACAGCUUCACGUUCAAGUGCCGCCUGUGCAUGAUGGGCUUCCGGAGGCGAGGCAUGCUGGUAAAUCACUUAUCAAAGAGGCAUCCAGACAUGAAGAUAGAAGAGGUGCCUGAGUUAACCCUACCCAUCAUAAAACCCAACCGAGAUUACUUCUGUCAGUAUUGUGAUAAGAAUGAAAUGUCUUACUUGGCUUUAAGUAGGAAAGUAGAACCGUAUGCUGUUUUCAUGGCCAAAUAUUUAAAUUUGCAGGUUUAUAAGAGUGCUAGCAAGCGCAAAGCCCAUAUUCUGAAGAACCAUCCAGGAGCUGAGCUCCCACCAAGCAUUCGGAAACUUCGCCCUGCUGGCCCUGGAGAGCCUGACCCUAUGCUGAGCACCCACACCCAGCUGACCGGCACCAUCGCCACCCCUCCUGUCUGCUGCCCACACUGCUCCAAGCAGUAUAGCAGUAAGACCAAGAUGGUCCAACACAUUCGAAAGAAACACCCAGAGUAUGCCCAGCUUCCCAACACCAUUCAUACGCCCCUGACGACAGCCGUGAUCAGUGCCACCCCAGCUGUCUUAACAACAGAUAGUGCCACUGGAGAGACUGUAGUGACGACAGAUCUGCUAACUCAGGCAAUGACAGAACUGUCCCAGACCUUAACAACAGAUUACCGAACACCUCAGGGGGACUACCAGAGGAUUCAGUAUAUCCCUGUGUCUCAGUCAGCGUCUGGUCUGCAACAACCUCAGCACAUACAGCUUCAAGUGGUGCAAGUGGCUCCGGCCACUUCCCCACACCAGUCUCAGCAGUCCACAGUGGACGUUGGACAACUGCAUGAUCCUCAGACUUACACGCAGCAUGCCAUCCAAGUGCAGCACAUCCAGGUCACAGAGCCCACCGCCGCUGCUCCAGUAUCAUCCCAGGUGGCUGGGCAGCCAUUGAGCCCCUCUGCCCAGCAGGCACAGCAGGGGCUCAGCCCCUCCCAUAUCCAGGGCAGUUCUUCCACACAAGGGCAGACUCUACAGCAGCAGCAGCAGAAUUCCUCUGUACAACACACAUACCUCCCCAAUGCUUGGAACUCCUUCCGUGGUUAUUCAUCUGAAAUCCAAAUGAUGACACUGCCCCCAGGUCAGUUUGUGAUCACAGACAGUGGUGUGGCAACUCCUGUUACUUCUGGGCAAGUAAAAGCAGUGCCCCCGGGUCAUUAUGUGUUAUCAGAGAGUCAACCAGAACUGGAGGAAAAGCAAACCUCUGCCCUCUCUGGUGCAGUCCAGGUUCAGCCCUCAGCACACAGUGAUCCCCUGGAUUCCACAAACCCCGGCCAACAGCAGACCACACAGUACAUCAUCACGACCACCACCAAUGGGAAUGGGAGCAGUGAAGUGCACAUCACUAAGCCGUAGCCUUCUUCCUGUAGUUGGAGUCCAGAGCUCACACCACGUCUCCUCGGAAUCUGAAGCUUCAAACAUCUAGACCUCUUUUUAAAGAUUUAUUACUCAAGCGUUUGGAAACUGCAGUUUUGACACACAUAUGCCAGGGGUGAUGUUUGCCAAGGUCAUCUUUACCCAAUUGACUCUGCAAACCCUUGGGAUUUCUGCCAUGGAAUGCAGCUCUUUCAGGGGAAAGUUAACUUUCAGAUGGAGAAACUCGGCCUUGCUCUUGAGCUGGUUCUUUUUUUGUUUUUGUUUUUGAACACACUUACAAGCCUUACUUUCCCUUUGUGGAAAUACUAAGUGGCAUAUUAUGUUCAUACCAAAGGUGGAGGCAGGAUGUGCCAAGUCCAUGGUCAUCGGACUUCUGAAAUCCAAGCUAUGGCAUCAAAAGAGAAGGAACAUUUCUGGGUGUGAUUAAGUCAGGACCACUUUAUCUCAUUCAUUUGAGUUUUCAGUAAUUUAACAAAGGCAGCUUAUUAGAUGAAAAAAUUAAAAUAAGAUAAAGGUUUGAUGGUGGUGUUCUGAUGGAAAAACUGUCAUCUAUAUUUUUCUUAUUGCUGAUAACUCCCUCCUUCCCUCCCUCCCCACUCUCCCUCUCACUGUGCUGCCCAGUAUAGCUGUGAACUCAUCGACUUGUGGGAUCCCCUGCCUUAGCCUCCCAAGUAGCUGGGACUAUAGUCGGGCUCCACUAUGACAGUUGUUUUUCAACUUUCUUGUUUUGGAAAACCUACUGGGCAACAGUAGUGCUCCACACAGGUGCUGACCCCAGGCUUAUUUGACUCCCUGCAUGAUUGCAACUGGAUUUAAACCUCUACAUUAAAGCUCUGCUUCGAGACUUCUGGCUAUAUAUAUAGCCAUGUUGAAGACGGAGAUAGUUUUAUGAAAAAUUGCUAAAUUUAUUGUGUA